AUGGCUCCGCUAUCGAUUUUGGACCUUGUGUCCGCGCUUCCCUCCGAUGAUACCUGGGGACCGGCCGUCACCACCGAAAAGACGCUCGAUGGAGUCCCAUACGCCCCCUUCUCAAAGGGUGAUAAGUUAGGCCGCAUGGCUGACUGGAGUUCAGAGGGCAAAGAUGGCCGUGACGGACGAAGUGGACGACAGGCUUACAACCGUAAUUACAGAGAUCAACAAGUAUACGGUGCUGGGACUGGCAGCUUGUUCGCUGUUCAGGUCGCCGAAGAUGAAUCAAGCUUCUCCGUUGUCGACAACACUCGAACGUCCGUCAAGUCUCGCGGAUUCGGCCGAGGUGGUGGUACCAUUUUCCGCGGUCGUGGACGAGGUGGCCCCCAGAGAGGAAGGGGAGGAUUCCAGAGAGUUGGAGGUGGUCGUGGUGGCCAGGGAGGAGACAGAUAUUUCGACAGCCGUGGUGGACGAGGAGGCCGUGGUGGUGGCCGACGUUUCGGUUGGAAAGACUAUGACAAGCCACAGCGAAACCGAGACAGCUCUAUUGCCAUUCGACCAGAGUGGACUGUGCUGGAGGAAAUCGAUUUCAACCGCCUCGCGAAACUCAACCUCGAGACUCCCGACGGCCAGGACAUUGAUACCUAUGGUUUCCUUCACUACUAUGAUAGGUCCUACGACAAGGCUCCUGUCAAGGGUGCUGAGAAGAAGCUGCAGUCUUUGGACCGCGCUGCUUACAACGUCACCACAUCCGCCGACCCCGUCAUUCAAGAAUUGUCCGAAAAGACGGAUGCUACUGUUUUCGCCACUUCAGAUAUCCUUUCAAUGCUCAUGUGUGCUCCUCGCAGUGUUUAUUCUUGGGAUAUUGUCAUCGUUAAGCAAGGUGACAAGAUCUACUUCGAUAAGCGGGAUAAUGCUUCCAUCGAUCUAGUCACCGUUAAUGAGAAUGCCACCGACGCACCACUCGAGGUUUCUGAAGCUCAGUCUGGUACUAAGCACGACCCGAUUAACACCCCCGGUGCUCUCGCUCUUGAGGCCACCAUCAUCAACCACAACUUCACCCUCCAGACAGUGGUAGAGUCAGACACUUCCAAGGUCGACUACCCCAACAGCAACCCCUUCUACAACCCCUCCGAAGAAACGGAACCUCUUGCUUCCAAGGCAUACAAAUACCGACGCUUCGAUCUUUCUGUUGGCGGAGAGGAAGAGCCAGUUAACAUGGUUGUUCGAACCGAAGUUGAUGCAGUGAUCAAGAACGUCAGCGGAGACGACCACCUUGUCACUCUCCGUGCCCUCAACGAGUUUGACCAUAGAGCACCUGGUGCCGGUGGUGCUCUUGACUGGCGCAACAAGCUUUCCUCACAGCGUGGUGCCGUCGUUGCUACCGAGAUGAAGAACAACAACUGCAAGCUUGCCCGAUGGACUACCCAGGCACUCCUUGCCAAGACGGACAUUCUCAAGCUCGGUUUCAUUGCCAGAGCCAACCCACGCUCCGCUUCUGCUCAUAUCAUACUUGGUGUCAUGGGUUACAAACCCCGCGAAUUUGCCGGACAGAUGAACUUGAACAUCAAUAAUGGAUGGGGCAUUGUACGGACCAUUGUCGACCUUAUCCGCAGUCAUGAUAACGAAGAAGAGGGUGACGAGGAGACCGUCAAGAAAUAUAUUCUUGUCAAGGAUCCUAACAAGCCUGUUCUCCGUCUCUACGGUGUUCCAUCCAACACUUUUGAAGAGGACGAGGAUAUGGGACAAGGACGGGACGGAAAGAUUGAUGAGGAAGACGAGUAA
This is a messenger RNA of Trichophyton rubrum CBS 118892, 1776 nucleotides long. RefSeq names its product eukaryotic translation initiation factor 3 subunit D. Bases 1 to 1776 code for a protein of 591 amino acids. The record is from RefSeq and is a predicted model, not a curated record. Gene Ontology annotation, cellular component: eukaryotic translation initiation factor 3 complex; cytoplasm. NCBI's taxonomy places the organism in Eukaryota, Fungi, Ascomycota, Eurotiomycetes, Onygenales, Arthrodermataceae. Gene Ontology annotation, molecular function: translation initiation factor activity. The transcript is spliced from 2 exons. Gene Ontology annotation, biological process: translational initiation.